AGAAAUAUGAAUGAUUAUGUACUUGAAUUUGUAGCGUUUAGAUGUUCUCUUCAGAGGGUGAAAGGUUAUUUUAUUUUCUGUCAAAACAAAACGGCUCAGUCAGGAUUGGCAGCCUUUGUGCGGAGUCUGUGCGCUCUAAUGUGAGCAAAGUCAUCAAAAUCGGAGACCAUCACUGUUAAGUUAUAUACUGACCAGUGUGGUAUACGCUCAAAAGUUGCUGAUGCUACCAACAUGAACCAGCCUGCAGUAGAAACCAACAGACCAGGGGAUAGGAGCCCUACAGCCAAGGACAACAACACGUUACCCAGAGGCAGCCCAGAUGCUAAAGGUGCAUUCAUACCAGUCUCAAACUCCUCAACGCCACCCAGAGGACAAAUGUUAACUGUUUCCGUGGAUACACAAGUCAUGGAUGGCCCCAAGGGGAGGUCACUUGUGCACAUUACACCCGAAACACCAGUUACAUCUUCAGGGGAUAUGUCAAGUACCACAGGUGCCAGGUGUUCCGUAGGGACCACAGAUAGUAAUGAUAAACAGAGCCAGGUGAAUAUGCGGCUGGUACACAGUCUUCAGGUGAGUCACCUGCCAGACCAGGACGUCUCUGACAGAAGUGCAGACAGAGAGGUCGCCACUCUCUUCCCAGGGGAGUCUUCUCGGGGUCCCUCACCAACACCUCUUCCCAAAAGAACAUUUACUCCAUCCAAGAACUUCUCUCCAAUCAAGCCUCCCAACAUGUUGACCAACAGACCUCGAGGAAAUGUCAAAUCUACCACACCUUCUAUCGAAAACAUGACUAUUCACCAACUUGCAGCUCAAGGGGAGGUGGCCCUACUCAGUAUCAGGCAUGAUGAGGGCUAUGACAUGAAUGAAGUAGAUGAGAAUGGAUUGACAUCGCUAAUGUGGGCGUCCUCCCAUGGGCAAGUGGGUGUGACUGUCUUCCUGCUGGAGAAUGGGGGCAGUGUGCAUGGAGCCACCAGGGAGGGGGAGACUGCCUUGUCUUUUGCCUGUUGUAAGGGACACGUGGAGAUUGUACAGGCACUGCUGAAGGCUGGAGCUGAUGUCAAUGCCUUCGACUGGAAUGGAGGAACCCCUCUACUGUAUGCCGUCCAUGCAAAUCACCCCAAGUGUGUGCAGCUUCUACUGAGCCAUGGUGCAGACCUGACAGCGGAGACAGACUCUGGACAGAGCCCACUAGGGCUAGCCAUUACACUGGGACACAGAACAGUCCAACAGGUGAUAGAAAACCACAUGUUGAAGAUGCUGGAGGGUGCUGUAAGAUGACAGACAUCGCCAUAGUAACCUGAAUGUAGCUAGUGCAAAUCAUCCCCAUAGUGAGAUCUAUUAACAUACAGACAAAACUGGCCGAGAAACCAAGGAGGUCAAAUCUCCUUGGAGCAACUCAAUGAUAUGACAUCAAAGAGAGACUUGAAAAUAUGUUGACAGAUGACCAUUGCAGUCUGCUUACAUUCUAUCCCACUCCUAGAAUUAAGCAUAAGCAUUUUUCCGACAGCUUAUCUUUCCAGCCAUAAUUGAUACAAAUGCCAAUAUGUAGGACCACAACUAUAUGUUACAUCCUUGAAUUACUGUUAAGGUUAACCUAUGUCUUAAAUUAAAGACGUUUGUGUAUGAUAUUACAUGGACUUGUAGUACUCCU
This is a messenger RNA of Branchiostoma floridae (Florida lancelet), 1651 nucleotides long. Its product is annotated as ankyrin repeat family A protein 2-like. The transcript has 10 exons. The coding region runs from base 232 to 1278 and encodes 348 amino acids. The record is from RefSeq and is a predicted model, not a curated record. Gene Ontology annotation, molecular function: protein binding. Lineage: Eukaryota; Metazoa; Chordata; Leptocardii; Amphioxiformes; Branchiostomatidae.